Erpetoichthys calabaricus (reedfish) is the source of this 1533-nucleotide messenger RNA. RefSeq names its product mohawk homeobox a (gene mkxa). NCBI's taxonomy places the organism in Eukaryota, Metazoa, Chordata, Cladistia, Polypteriformes, Polypteridae. Gene Ontology annotation, cellular component: nucleus. The record is from RefSeq and is a predicted model, not a curated record. The transcript is spliced from 7 exons. Bases 472 to 1524 code for a protein of 350 amino acids. Gene Ontology annotation, biological process: muscle organ development; cell development; regulation of transcription by RNA polymerase II. Gene Ontology annotation, molecular function: DNA-binding transcription factor activity, RNA polymerase II-specific; RNA polymerase II cis-regulatory region sequence-specific DNA binding.
CACGCCAAAGAAUGGUGAAUGAAGUGUAAAAUUACCGAAUGCAUAAACAAAUCGAACAACAAUAACAAACACGGUGUGAUCCAGGCGCGCUGCUGGCCGCGGUCCAGCCUUCUGACAACAGGAGAGGAUUGUAAUCCAGUAGCCUCCCCUAAGACCAGCCCGGGAAUCUGCAUGCCGCAUUACCCUUAUGUUCGCAGGCUGGGCGGCGUUGCUAGGAAACAUGAGACGGGUACUUUAUGCAUGUGCCCGGGCGGACCAUCCAAGUUUGAAGAAAUAAAGCGAAGAGGCGGCCGCGGUUCGUGUGGUUAUGGCUGAGGAACGAAGUACAGGCAGGAUGUGAAGAGGGGACUGGGACACGGCGCAUAAACCUUCAGGGACACGACACAGUAACUGCCUUUUCCAGUUACGAAUCCCCACGCCGGCUUGAAUAGUUGCAAGGUGAGAAACGCGACGAAAAGAAACACACCAAAGAUGAACACAAUCGUGUUUAAUAAACUGAGCACGCAGGUGCUUUUUGAAGAGAAGGCCAAAGAAGUGGAGAGGAGCAGCAGGAACUAUUUGGAAGUCAUCGAAGGACAACAUCCAGAAAUGAUGAGCCAAAGCAGCCAGACUCUCAAAGACAGCGCCGCUGGAUUGAAACACAGACGGUCCGGGUCUCGUCAGAAUGGCGGAAAAGUGAGACACAAACGUCAAGCCCUGCAAGAUAUGGCUCGACCGCUCAAGCAAUGGCUGUACAAGCACAGAGAUAAUCCUUAUCCAACAAAGACGGAAAAAAUUUUGCUCGCACUUGGAUCUCAGAUGACAUUAGUGCAGGUGUCCAACUGGUUCGCAAAUGCAAGGCGAAGGCUUAAGAACACUGUGAGACAACCCGAUUUAAGCUGGGCCUUACGGAUUAAACUGUAUAAUAAAUACGUCCAAGGGAAUGCCGAACGCCUCAGCGUGAGCAGCAAUGACACCUGUUCAGAAGAUGUCGAACUUCCCACACGGAGCCAAGCCAACGUAAACGAGUUUAGUAAACCCAUAUACCAGAGCGUUGUUAAAAAUGAAGGCACGACAGCUGGCGCAGGACUGAGAACAGACACCUCUCUUGGAGAGGAUUACGUAUCUCCACCCAAAUACAAGAGCAGUUUACUUCACCGGUACCUCAAUGACUCUCUACGUCAUGUCAUGGUUUCCAACUCUGCAUUUGUGGACUCAAGGAAGCGAAACCAUUCAGGCUCUUUCAGCUCAAAUGAAUACGAGGAAGAAAUACUGUCACCUUCAUCAUCUGAGGCUGAGGCCCAUUUUGUGUAUAGAUCUGAAACUGUGGAACACGGACCAAAUAAAUGUGGCAACAUCCCGAAGGAGAAAGGAGGAAAAGGCAGCGACGAGACCUACUGGAAAGAAAUCAACGCAGCCAUGGCUUUGACGAACCUUGCUCAAGGGAAGGAAAAAAUAUCAGGGACAACCAGCUGCAUCAUACAGAAAUCCUCCCAUAUAGCGGAAAUAAAGACUGUCAAGGUGCCCAUUGUGCAGACCUUCUAAAAAAAAAUU